AUGCUUCAUCAUGCAUAUUUUUUAUACUGUUCUCAGCUGGCACAGGCCGUAAUUUUGAAAGAAGUACAACGUCUACAUCAAGCUCAAGCCGCCAGUUCCGCUUCGUUGUUUGCUGCUGCCCCACCGCCUGAGCUUACCGCAAACGUUCAGGCUCGAGUUACCACUUAUGUAAGAAAGUACAUGGAAUCCAAAGGCGCCUUCUAUCGUAGAAGGGUCCAACAACCUCCUGUACAACUAAAAUCGCAACAACAGCAACAUCAAAACAUGCAUCCUUCUCAUCACCACCAUCAUCAUAAUCCUGUUGCUCCGCCAAGACCUAAUCUCCCAAACGUAUCGAUUCCUCCCCAGGCUGGAGGUUCCCGACCCGCAUGGACAAGCUCCGCCGGACCGGUGGAUCGUGUCUCUCUCUCACCGAAACCAGUUCAUAAUUUGGUCGGAUUUGACGGUCGGCCGUGA
Echinostoma caproni is the source of this 456-nucleotide messenger RNA. The record is from the annotation of a GenBank genome assembly. NCBI's taxonomy places the organism in Eukaryota, Metazoa, Platyhelminthes, Trematoda, Plagiorchiida, Echinostomatidae.